This is a messenger RNA of Pygocentrus nattereri (red-bellied piranha), 650 nucleotides long. RefSeq names its product mitochondrial ribosomal protein L57 (gene mrpl57). Gene Ontology annotation, cellular component: mitochondrial ribosome. Gene Ontology annotation, biological process: mitochondrial translation. Lineage: Eukaryota; Metazoa; Chordata; Actinopteri; Characiformes; Serrasalmidae. Gene Ontology annotation, molecular function: structural constituent of ribosome. The record is from RefSeq and is a predicted model, not a curated record. The transcript has 2 exons. Bases 237 to 548 code for a protein of 103 amino acids.
AUUUGAUGGGUGUACUAUCGGAUCGCUUGAGUGGGUUAGCGGCGUUUCGGGCUGUGAUAAAGGGCCGAGCUGGACCGGACUGGGCCGAGCUGGACCGGGCUGGGUGCAGUUAGGGGUCAGUUAGCUACAGGCUAAGCUAAAGCAGCCGCCGCGGGGCGCUGGACGGGAAACGCGGAGCUUCUGAGCUCGAAUUUAGAAAGAAGACCGGAUAUUUCAGCGUUUAGAACCAGAGACGGAUGUUCCUGACAUUAGCUCUGUUCCGGAAGGGGAUUCCUGGUCGGCAGUGGAUCGGGAAGCAUCGGCGGCCGCGCCCCAUCACCUGGCAGAUGAAGCGGAACGUGCUGAAGCACCUGGAGCGUGAGGCGGAGAACGAGUUCUGGAUCAGUCGGCCGUACAUGAGCAUGGAGCAGGAGCGAGGGCACGCCGCCGCCCGGAGAGAGCACAUCUGGACGAACAUCAGAGAGGAGAGACGGGCCAAAUUCCCCCAGCACAAAUACGUCACCGAGCACCUGGACCAGCUCAACGUCACCAGAACCUGGAACAGCUAGAGCGGUUCUAGACUCGGACUGGUGUAGUCUGUAAAUCACUGACUGCUGUGGAUCUGUUCAGUAUGAACGCUGGGCUCUUUAUAAAGCGUGUAUUCAGUGUCA